AUGCAGCACCUCAUGAAGAAGUUUGUGCAGUCGUCGCUGGACGGCCUGCCACCGCGCCACGACGCCGAGCCCAAGCGCCCGCCGGAGCUGACGGGCCUCGUGACGCCGCCCCGCAUCUCGACGCCGCCGACCUCGGGCCGGCGCCACGUGGCCAAGGCCGACGUCACGACCGCGAUCGAGGGCUUCCAGUACGCCAUGUUGCUCGCGGAGCGCAAGGCGUCACUGACCAAGCUUCAAGCGCUCUGGGACACGGCCGAGAUCCUCGACGAGUACCACGCGCUAUUGCUGCCCGUGUUGCUCAACGCGCUCGUGACGGACCCUCGCGACACGGAGCUCAUGGAGGCGAUGCUCGAGCUCAUGCAGGCGCUCAUGACCAUGCGACCGGCCAAUGCGACGCUGCUUCUCAACGAGCCGAAUGCGCUGCGCGAGAUCCUCAACCUCAUGACCGAUCCGUCGCCGUGGAUUCGAGGCCCGACCGUGCAGCUCAUCAAGCGCGUCCAAGACGGCGACGUUCAGAGCUUUGCGUCCCACAUCCUCGACUGCCACGAAGGGCUGCGGCUGCUGCUCGACGUCGUCGAGGACAAGCGUGAACACAUUCGGGACACGGCCAUCCAAAUUCUGCUGCACCUCGUUACGAACCAAAGCCCGAUGGCCCAGCGUCAUAUCCAGCAAUUCCUCGCCUUUGAGGACGGGUUUGCUCGCUUGUUCCAGAUCGUCGACCUCGAACUCGAAGGGCACGGCGUCGACAGUGCGGUCUUGGUCGACUGCCUCCAAGUGCUGUACCACAUGGUCCACGACAACGUCAACUCGCAGUACCUCUUGAGCCAAACGCCGUUCAUUCCCGCGCUCUUCCCGCUGCUACUGACAGCACCCCUCGCGGUGGAUGACGCCGACGUCGAGCCGAGCGACGCGCCGACGCCCGCCAUUGAGUGGACGCUGCGGCUGUUGCAGGCGCUCAUCGGGCCCGUAUUUCACGACCUGACGGACUUGGACGAACUGGCGCAGCGCGACCAAGCCAAGCGGUUGGGCGAGAUCCCAAGCCUCCAGAGCUCCUUGGCCCAGCAGCCCGAUGUGAUUCCCGCGGUCGCCGAGCUUGCGGCUUUUGGCACCACGGCCGACCGCAUCGCUGCCUGCACGCUCCUAGAAGCGUUUGCAAGAGACCACGAAGGAAAUCAGCUGCUCUUGUUGACGCUACCGCUGCGCGAGUCGUCGUACUUUCUGUCGUCCUUGCUGCGCCUUGAUGUGCACCAUGAAGAGACAGCACUGAGCGUGGCGGCCACACGGCUUGUGAACACAGUUUGGAGCUCGCCGCUGGUGAAGAUUUCGCUGUUGCAGCACAUUCCAGCGCCGCCCCACCACGAAAGCGGUCCGAUCACGCCAGUUGGCCAAGAACUCAUUAGCAUCCUUGAGUCGACGAUUGACGCAAUUCUCGACGGCACCACGACGGCCACGAUCGAGCUCACGACCCGCGACGCGAUCAAGGUGGCGUGGAAGGCCAUGGCCCGAUGGCGGCAACUCAUUGAUACGAUCGAGUGCCGCGAGUUUGCUCUGCGCAUUCCGAUGGCGGCCAACACGGUCGCCGUGCCAGGCGGGCUCUUCCUCAACAAGUGGCUGCAAUGGCUCUGCAGAGCGUGUGUCGCCCCCGUCUCCAAGGCCCAGUACCCUCUCUGUGUCGGGUUGUUCCGCGUGCUUCUCGCAUCGAUCGUGCAGUGCCCGCGCGCUGUCGCUGAGGUCGCGAGUUCGGUGCCGACGCUGACCUUCUUUUUCGACUGGGCGCGGUCGUCGUCCUCCGUCGACGGCGCCGACGUGGAGCUCACGGGGCUCGCCGCUGCGGUCCUUGGCGUCGUUCUCGACACGCUUCCAACGGGCCCUGCCCACAAGGGCAUGGGCCAGAAGCAAUUUCUCAACUUGGUGACGGACCGCGUCGGGCUCCAGCGGCUUACAGACUGCUUUACGCAACUCCAGCAAAGCGAUGCGCUGAGCAGUGCGCGGCGCCCCGAGGGAUUCGCCUACCCGCUCUAUGACAAGCCAUUUGGGACGCUCUUCAAGCACAUUGCAGAAAAGACACGAAGUGCCAUCUUGAGCGCCUACAUGAGCGACGCGUCCGACGAAGACAGCUCGGCGCGCGCGUACCAAGAUCUGAUCCGCAUGCAAGAUGCGCAGCUGACAGAGCUUCGACGCGAGCUCGAGGCCAAGAUGCCCGCCCCUUCGGUCGCGCUCGAGGAGGCCCGUGCUCAGAUCGACGAGCUGCGGCGUCAGCAGGAAGCAAGUGACACGCGCUUUCGCGGGCUCCGCCACGCGUUCGACCACGUGGAGUCAGAGCUGGCCGAGAAGGAGAAGGAGCUUGCUUCGCUGCGGGGGCACCCCCCCACAGCCCCCCACGCUCCCAUUGCGCCAUCCCAAGCCGCCAAGUCCGUUGCCGAUGAAGAGUCGUCGCUUCUGCAGUUGCAGCUCGAGUCGACGAUCGCCCGCCUCGAGCGGCAGUGCGCUGAGAAAGACGACGAGCUUGCGGCGCAGCAAGCUAUGAUUGACCGCCUCACGGCCCACAAGGCCGUCCUGGACGCCAAGCAAGCACCCAAUGUCGACCACGUGGCAGCUGUGCAGGCCAAGAUGGAUGAGAUGACAGCCGCACACACGGCUACGGUUGCAUCGCUCGUUGUGCAGCACGAGCAAGCGCUGCAGCAGGUCCGCGCCGACGGCGAAAUGCAGCUGCAAGAGGAGCUUCGGAGCCAAGGGGCUGCGCACCACGAAGCCGCAAAGACGCUCCACUCGUCCUUGCAGUCGGUUCAACUUGAAAAGGAGACGAUGGCAGCCGAACUUGACCGACUCCGCACCAAGGUGGACCAGUUGACAGCGACAAAGGACGAGGUGAUCGUAUCGCUCCAAGCUCAAAUCGACGCGCUUCGAGCGGCGCCCACCGAGACGACGGCCGAGAAGAGCGACGGCGACUUGCUCCUUCUCCUCGGCAGCCUCGAGGUUCAGUACCGCAGCUUUCGCGACGUCGUCGAGACCGAGCUGGGGCCUGCCGGCGUCGAGAAGGCGCUGCGGCUGAGCGAGAAGCGGGGUGCACUCCACAAGCUAUUUUCAUAG
This is a messenger RNA of Saprolegnia diclina VS20, 3090 nucleotides long. RefSeq lists its product as hypothetical. Gene Ontology annotation, cellular component: endoplasmic reticulum; Golgi stack; ER to Golgi transport vesicle membrane. Bases 1 to 3090 code for a protein of 1029 amino acids. The record is from RefSeq and is a predicted model, not a curated record. The transcript is spliced from 19 exons. Gene Ontology annotation, biological process: intracellular protein transport; transcytosis; endoplasmic reticulum to Golgi vesicle-mediated transport. Lineage: Eukaryota; Oomycota; Saprolegniomycetes; Saprolegniales; Saprolegniaceae.